Diuraphis noxia (Russian wheat aphid) is the source of this 8995-nucleotide messenger RNA. RefSeq names its product Ubr3 ubiquitin ligase (gene Ubr3). The record is from RefSeq and is a predicted model, not a curated record. Gene Ontology annotation, molecular function: zinc ion binding; ubiquitin protein ligase activity. Gene Ontology annotation, biological process: protein ubiquitination; ubiquitin-dependent protein catabolic process via the N-end rule pathway. Lineage: Eukaryota; Metazoa; Arthropoda; Insecta; Hemiptera; Aphididae. Gene Ontology annotation, cellular component: cytoplasm; ubiquitin ligase complex.
UGCGCGUUCGGACGAAUUUAUGUUUUUAUGUAUUGUCCGACUGGUGUAGGCGGUGAACAGUGGUAGUGGUGGUGGUUGUGGUCUGUGGUGCCGACAAGUGAUAUAAUCGUCGUUUUUCCUUUUCUUCUUUUUCAUGCCCGUUGUCCGACUCGCAUGUUAAAUUGUUAACGCACUACUUUUUAUGAAAAGGAAAUUUUAUUUUUUCGAUUUGAAUGUUUUAAAUUUCACAUGCUCAAUAUUCGUGAGUUAUUGUAUGAUUAUUUUUCGCAUUAUCGUUGAGUCGCGCACGUACGUCAUUCACAUAGUAUUACUAUCAUCGUCGUUGUUGUGUCACUUUUCUCUGUGCACGAACGGACUACGUACCGAAGGCUCUCAGUGACGAUAUUUUCUAGCCGAGUUUUUUCGAUAUUUGCAAAUUUGUUGACCGUCUUCGGGUUACAAUUACACGUGGCCCGUGUUCCACUGCGUUUGUUUACAUACCAUCGUAGUGGCAUGAACGUCACGCUGAUUGUGGCGUCGUGCUCAAUGAAUUAGCGAGUGUGUUAUAUUGUGAAUAUCUGAAAUUCAAUUUUCGCGUCGGAAAGCGUACCGACAAAAGUAAUAGUCAAGAAGUAUUUCACAAUUCCAAAUUCUUAGUGUCAACAUUCACAUCACAUGCGGCAUAUGGAGAAGUUUUUGAAUAGAACUUGCACGCCAUGUUGAAUGAGUCGUAUGUAUUGUUCGCUAUGAUGUUGACGUCUUACUUGCACCAAUCAAACUACCACACAAUCUUGUUUGUUCAAUACGUUUAGAUAUAUAUUUGAUAUACUAUGAUAAUGGACACUACUUCCACUGCUGAUACGGCACAGCAGCAGUCGCCUGCUUAUGGUCUCAUGAAACGGGGAAAACGUGGUGCAGCUGCACUCAUUGCAGCUGCUUGUUGUAAUACCCCAGUUGUUGCGACUACCAUCUCGCAACAGCAGCAAGAUGAUGGUGGUGGAGAUACAGCUGCAGCUGAUUCUGCUCUGACUCGUUGUAAGUUACUGGACGAAAUGCUGGAUGUGAUGCUUAAUCCAUAUGAUGCGAUUAGCGAGUGGAAUAAUUUGGACUGGAUACGCUGGUUGAUGGCUGGUGGUAAAACCCUAGAUGAAUUUAGUAGUGCAGUCAAAGUUUAUGACUAUGGUACAUGUUGUGGCCUUGUUUGGACGGCCAAUUAUGUAGCAUAUAGAUGUCGUACUUGCAGUAUAUCUCCUUGUAUGUCCCUGUGUGGAGAUUGUUUUAAGCGUGGUGAUCAUACUGGUCAUGAUUUCAAUAUGUUUCGUUCUCAAGCAGGAGGGGCAUGUGAUUGUGGAGACACAAGUGUAAUGAAGCCUGAUGGGUUUUGUCAUAAGCAUAGUAGUACAAUCAAUAUUGAUGGUACUAGUACAAGCAGUAAUAGUGGUUGUAAACAACCUCCUGCCGAUUUAUUGAGGGUAGCUGAGAGAAUAAUGCCAAGACUUUUGUUACGACUAGUGCAGUAUUUACGUGAAAACAGUAAAAUUGCCGAUUCUAGAACAAGUAAUACUCAUGUACCACCAGGAGGUGUUGGAGGUGCUGGUGCUGGAAUGACAAAUCAGCAACAUAAUUUAUUACUUAUAGACUUGGACCCUUUUUUGGGUAUGCUACAUGAAUUUGGUGCUCUUGGAGCUGCUAUGCGACGUGUCAUGACUGUGUCUUUAACCAAUGAAAGAAUAUAUCGAUGGGCAUGUGAUUAUUAUAGUAGUGCUGGAAAUUAUAAUUUUGGUAGUGAUUCUAGUCUACAGCAACAACAGCAGCAACCACAACAGACUAUUUAUACUAUAUAUACAGAUAAGGUACGUCGCUAUUAUGCCGAAGCUAUACAUCAAUACACUGCAUCAACAUCAUUGCCGUCAUCAAGUAGUAGGCGACAACGUCGCAGUAAUACAACAAUUGGAGAUUCUAUUCAUGGCAGUAAUAGUCUUAGUAGUUCUGAAGAAGAUGAUGAUGAUGACGACGAUGAUGAAUUUAGAGAAGAUGAUUGGCUCGUUGAUGGUCAGAUUAGUAGAAGACGUAAAAACAAACUGAAUCAUUCCAGUUUUUUGCAAGAGAUUGUUUUUUGGACUGUACGAUAUGAGUUUCCUCAAAAAAUGGUCUGUUUUCUGUUGAACAUGUUGCCUGAUGCCGCAUAUAAAGAAGCAUUAACUGAAGCAUUUGUUAUGCACUAUGGAUGUGUAGCUCGUGUUUUGGCCACAACAAGAGACUCAGAUACCCUUUCUAACCAUAUUGUUCAUAUUAGUGUUCAAUUGUUUAGUAAUGAAGCAUUGGCUACACGGAUGGUCGACAAAUUAGGAUUGCUGAGAAUAAUGGUAUCAAGUUUAAGGCGCAUGAUGAAAAAAAUACUGAUACCUUCAACAUUACAUGAUCCCAUGAAAAAYCGACACAGGGUUGUAGAUUGUUCAAAGGCUGUUAUGAAAGAGCAUUGUUAUUGGCCAUUGGUUAGUGAUCUAAAUAAUGUAUUGUCGCAUAGGCCGAUUGCUGUUAAAUUUAUGUGUGACGACCGUUUAUUGGAUUCAUGGUUUUCAUAUUUAUCAAUGUUUCAAGGAAUGAAUGUUAAUUGUCGAGAGUUGGGACAUCAUGUUGAAUUUGAACCAAACACUUAUUAUGCUGCUUUUAGUGCUGAACUUGAAGCUAGUGCAUAUCCAAUGUGGGCCAUGCUAUCUCAUCUCACAUCUGCUGACACAUUGUCACUAUCCUUCCGCGUGUUACGUGCUUGUCUCAAACGUCUACGUAAAUGGCUCAUAGAUGUCGGUUACUACCAUGAUCAGGACCAUGGUAAUGUUUGUGGUGGUACUGCGUCCUCUUCUGCUAACUACAWUACAAAUGCUUCCACGACUAUAAUUCGAAGAUUAGAUGAUCGUCAUCAGUUCACUUUUCACCUGCCUUUGCAUCGGUAUUUGGCAGUAUUUUUGUGUCAAGCUGUGCGCGCUCAAGGUGCUCGUAUAGAAGACAUWAUACCACGAAGCAGCACGGAUGAUUCAGCAGAUAGAGAUUCAUUGUUAAUGGCAAUUGCUGCACAUCCUGUACGCGCUCAAUCAGCAUUCUACGAAAUUAUGCAGGGUGCAUGGGUGCGUAAUGGCUUACAAAUUAAAGGCCAAGCUAUGACGUACAUCCAAUCAAAUUUUUGUAUAUCCAUGGUAGAUGCUGAUAUUUAUUUACUUCAACUUUGUCUAUCUGAAUUAUCAGAUGCCAACAUAUUCAUGUCUUUAAUAUUGGAAAAGUUUAAAGUGUAUGAUUGGAUGCAUGUAGUCAAACAUGGUGGAUUACCUCAAGUUAUGGAUUCGGAGGAAUAUGACGCUGCACCUAGUAUGGAGGGAUUAUUAGUUUUCCUUGCCACUUUAAUAGGUGUCCGUACCAAUUUAUGUUCCGAUGAAGAUUAUGAUUAUUGUCAAUCACAAUUAGAAAUGGUCACAUUAUUAUGUGUUUCUGAUAAAACACACAGUCAAUUAAUGGAAUUAAUGCCUGAACGAUGUGGUGGAAUUCAAACUAGUGCCACAACUACCUCAAGUCCUAAUACUAGUAGCGAUGGCACAUCUCGAAAUCCUCCCUCCAUUGACCAAGAAUCUCCACCAGCUAUGCGUGAUUUUGAAACUGUAUUACAAGCUGUAGCUGAGUAUAAGAGACCUCAGUUUGAAGCGUCUGGAAACAUGCAACAAGGACUAUAUGUGCCUUUAGCACAUGUCUGGCAAAAAUUGUAUGAUCCAGUGCAUGUGCUUUUGAGAGCUGUUCAUAGACGUGACUUUCAAUCAUCCAUGGACCGUUAUACAACAUUCAUGCGUAGUGUUGGAUUGUUGAAACAAAAUCAAAAUACUUGGCCACCGUAUAGGAUGCCACAGAAACACCAUCCAGCAUACCGCAAUCCUUGUAGAGCACUGUUAUCUAAGUUAUUUCACGCUGUUGUCUGGCAUUGCCUAUAUCGUUCAGCAGUUUACCGAGAUAUAAGUGAACAUACACUUAGUCUACUGAUCUAUCUUCUUGACCAGGCUUGGAUAUUUUAUAGUAACUCUCCUGUUGAUAAUAAUCAACAGCAACCAAUGGAUAUAGAUCCUCCAGCUAAGCAGUCUGCAUCGUCAUCUUCAACAGCUUCAUCUGGAGAAUGUUCCUAUGAAAGCCCUAAUAUCAAAAGCUGUCCUAAAAGAAAGAUUAAAAUAACCGUAGCAGAUGCAAGUAAUUCUGACAGUGAAACAGCUAAUGCCAAAGAAACAACACUUCUAUUGUUGAAUCGUUGGUAUGAUCAUGAUGAUUUGGCACACAAUUUGUGUACUACUAUUACACAUGUUGAGUUGCCACCACCAUACUACCAUUAUUUUUUUGGCGAAGAAGCAGCUAAUACUACUUCUAAUGCUACAGCUGCCUCGACAAUGGCUACCAAUUUAUUUGAUUAUUUCACAUCGUCUGUAGCAGCAGCUGCUUCAGUGGCUAGCUCUUCAUCACCAACCACUGCUUCUCACAACUUUGAACCUGGUAACUCACAACAACAGUCUAAUGUUGUUCCAUCUUUGGCUACAAUAGCUGGCAACGAAAUACCUCUUGCUAGUUCUUCCCUUCCAACUCGUCCACCUUUUUAUAGCUUAAAUGCUGCAGCAGCUGCUACAUCAUCUACAAUGGCAGAUUCUGCGUUGAAUCGUGUUAAACAACGUUUACAAUUCUUACGGCCUCCUCCACCAAAAACAGAUUCACCUAUACAUGACCAAAAUCAGUCGUCAUCAUCAUCUUCAGUUAUAAUUGAUCUUACUGUACCUGAAUUUCCAUUCGAGGCUGUGGCAAAUAAUGAUAAUGAAGCAUCAAUAUUUGGUGUUGAUAGAAAUCAGGCAGUAAUACAAGUUGAUGACCAACAAAAUUCAUUGGUUUGUAUAAAUGAGAGCAUCAUUUCCUUACUUUUAAAAUUGCACUCUCAAUUGUCGGGUGAACCAGAUUCAUAUCAACUACCUAUAAUUUUAAACCAAUCAGCAUCAGAAAAUGAUAAUACCAAAGAAGAAGUACCCCCUUGUGGUGAUGGGGCAUUUUUUGUGGGUCGUUUGUUAGAUAGGAUAGCUAGAGGGUCGACAUCAUGUUAUGAUUGCAUAUUGCGUACUAGAGUGGCAUUAUGGCCAAUAGCAGUGGUAAUGCGAGAAACAGCUUCACGAGAUGAUGAAGAGCGUGAGCGCCGGGAACGUAAGCGCCGGGCUCGUGACAAGCAGCAGCAAAUGAUGGAAGAAAUGGCACGAGCGCAACGAGCAUUCCUUGAAAGUGCACGUCGCUCUGGAGAUCUAGAUUCUACUGAUACACAAUCUACCUGUGCAACUGCUACAAUUAUGGAAUGUGACAUACCGGCUCCUACUGUGGAUAUAUCCACUUCGAUUACUUCUAGUAAUGAAGCCUCUACUUCAACUUUAGCAAAUAAUAUAGUUGAACUAGAUGAAAACAGUAGUAGUAGUAAUAGUACAACAACAACAACAAAAGAAUCAGCUACCCAUAUUCGCGGAUCUGAUCAACAUGAAACAAUGUUGACUGUGGAUUGUGUUAUUUGUAAUCAGACUGUGAUCGUACAGAUAGAGCAACAGCGUCAAGAUCCUGUGGGACUAGUGAUAUUAGUUCAAGGUACAAAUGUUUUAGCACACAGGAGACAUAUUGUUUCACAACCAUUAGAGUCAACCAAUUUAUACAAUGCCAAUAAUAGCAAUACUACUGAGUAUCGUCAACAACGACUGCAAGAUACAGAAAAAGCUACAAAUCUCACAAAUAGUAUUAAAGUUGAAAACAAAUGUUUAGUCAACAGUGAACAAAAUUAUUAUCAUUAUUGGCCUUCUUUACCACCGUUGAAUUCACAGCUACAUCAUCAACAAUCUACAUCUGUAAUAAAUGACCCUAAAUCACAACAACAUAAUCAAYCAAUUGUGACAACAAUUGCUGAUAAUUAUGACGCAACUACGUAUGCAUCGCAUUCUGACCGCCGCAAACGACUAUUGUCACAAUAUUUUAACAACUUGGAUAAGGCUGAUUUCGAAGUUGGAUCCCUUACAACUACUACUAGUGCUACUCCUGUUGGUGGCAAUGUCCAUGUACAGACAUGUGGUCAUCACUUACAUUUAAGGUGUUGGAGUUCAUAUCUUGCAUCGUUACGCGGUGCUCAGCGUUUUAAUUCAGACCGUGGUGAAUAUAGUUGUCCACUUUGUCGGCAAUUAGCUAAUUCCUUAAUGCCGUUAAUACCAGAAUUUACUAUUGAACAAAACCAGCAACAACGUGUCAGUACUCCUUAUUCCACUAUUAUUACCUCGAGUGCUAUGUCUGAURGUGUGAGCAAAUUGACAGAACUAGUAAGACAGCAAGAAUAUGAAUCACCGAAACCAGUACAAUCUAGUGAUGCUGUUUGCUGCAGUGAAAAGUCUGCCUCAGUUUUCAUUGGCGAUACAGAGAACAUUGUUAAUCGACAUCCCUUGCAUCAGAAUGUUCAUCAUCAUAAUUUGAAUGAUGAUUAUUUUCUGAUGCAGGACCAAGUACAUGAUAUUAUUCCUGCUGGUGGUGCAGAAGAUGGAAAUGGUGGUAAUGGAGGAGAGGGAGACGAUUUAGAAAGUGGAGAAGAUCCUCUGUUGAAUGCUGUUAAUAGAUGUGUGAGUGAUAUGAUUACUACAACAGUAGUUACAGCAGCAGCUCAAACUGUAUCAUUGCCACAUACAUUAUUGACAUCAACUCAACGAGAAAAAAUGUACAAGGUAAGAUGGCAUAGUGUUGUGUCUGUUGCUUGGACAAAUAUCCAAGUGGAAUUGGUGCAGCGUAACAACAGUCUUAUAGAACAACUGCAGCAAGAACAGUCAUCAUUACACCGCGGUAAUAWCAAUUAUCGUCACCUCAAUUUGUUUUCUGCUACUGCAGUUAAUGCUACAGACAUCAAUGGCAGCAAUAAUUACUAUAAUAUGCUGCCUAAGCGUAAUUGUAUAGCACCAUUGUUAAAAGUGUUGCGUGUGAGUGCCCGGUCGUUGAUGACCAAGUACCAGACUCCUGAUUAUAAUCCCAUUAGUGAUGUUUGGUACAAAUUAAUCGGGUGUGAACAGCCUCGACAACAGUUGAGCAAUUCUUAUCCACCAUUAUUAAUGCGUGAUCCAUGCUCUGUACUCUUACAACUUGUGUUGUUAUUACCUACACUAGACCGCGAUUUGUUUGAUACUUUAAUCAAACUCACAUACAACAUGCAAUUAUAUGUGGCCGCAUUGAAAGUCGCUUCCACGUGGAAUCGUAACUGUAAAUUUAACCGCCCACAACAUUGCAGUAGUCUUAAUACAAGAAAACUAUCAGCAAGAAAUGAAGAAAGAACUGAUGGAAGCUCUAGCGUUCGAAUGGAUUUAGAUGACGGAUACAAUAAUAAACUAUCAUCAUUAUCAAUGGAUAUUACCGAAGUUGACAAUACACUACCACUGGCACCUUUAUUUUCACAAGUUGUAGCUUUGGCUAAAACUAUAGUGUUUUUGUCUGAUGAUGAUGAAACUGAAAUAGUCAACAUUGGUUCAAUAGUUAAUAACGAUGAUGAAUUCAUGAUGCACCAAGAUGAUGAGAAUGUUGAAAAUAUUGUAAGUGACGGCAAACUUGAUGGGUCAAUAAAUGCUUCAGAAGAUGAUGGGGAAAUAUUGUUGAUGCUAGAAUCUUAUGGAAGACGAAGUACACUUCCAUUUUUGCGGUUUGCUGCUCUAUUGAAAAAAUAUAUUAAUGGUGAUGAUGAUGAUAAUAUAGAUGACCACCCUGAGUUAACAAUACCAUCACCGCAACUAAGUAAUUUGAUUGUAGAACAGAACAAACAAAGAGAACAACCAUUAGAUUGCCAAGUCAUUUCUCCGCCACAGGUUGAAGUGGACUGUAAUGUCGAGUUAUCAACUACAAAUGAUAAUCGCCAUCAUCAACAUUGGUCAAACGACGAUUAUGAAUACCUAAUGCUCGCUCGGUAUUUAAAACUGUUAAAUAACAACGAGGAAGGCCAUGAAAUCAGUGACUAUUAUGAAGAAACCUAUAACUCUAAUUGUUCAUACAUUGAACGUAAUGACUAUCAAAACCAAACCAAUUUUGAAAAAAGACAUCAUAUGCCAUUGCAGCCACCUUCUGCCAUGGAAGCGGUCAUAUGGCCAGAAUGGUCAUAUUCUACCGACGAUAAAAAUAAUAAAAUUUCGACAACUAUUUCUCGUACAUGGUUUACAUCUUUUCGAGAAUCAUUGACAACCAAAAUACCUAAAGCCACUAUCAUUGGUGAAAAUUCUACUACCAUAGUUUCUUCAGCUGCUGCUGAAAUUGACCCAAAUUCUAAAGCCACAACUUCAGCUAAUAUCAUAAUGGCCGCACGUAUGUUGCUUUUUGCUGAUUGUUGUGAUAGCGGUGGUGUUAGCGAUGGCACUAGAGCUGGUAUCUUGGGUACCAGUCUUAGUUUAUUCCCACCAAUCACUUGGGCGGGGCCUCGAUUGUUAAAGCUGCCACAUCUGUAUGACGAUGUUUUCCAAUACUAUCAUGGUAGGGCCUGUCAUCGAUGUCAUGGCGUGCCACGAGAGACAAGCGUAUGCUUGGUUUGUGGAACUGUCGUAUGCCUGAAAGAAAAUUGUUGCAAAACAAAUCAUAUUUAUGAAGCAGUACAACAUUCAUUAGAAUGUGGCGGCGGUACGGGAAUGUUCUUGGUUGUGACUUCUAGUUCAGUUGUUGUAAUUCGUGGCAAACGGGCAUGUCUUUGGGGGUCUGUGUACCUUGAUGCAUUUGGCGAAGAAGAUCGUGAACUCAAACGAGGAAAACCAUUAUAUCUUAGUGCAGAACGGUACAGAUUGUUGGAACAUCAGUGGUUGGCGCAUCGAUUUGACCACACUAAUAAGAAAUGGGUAUGGCACAGAGAUGCAUUGUAAAUAAAAUGGAGACAACAGUAAUGAUAAUGGCUUCGAUUAUAUUAUGUAUGUUGUAAACAAUUUUUUAUGAUUAUUGUUAUUAUUUACGUAUGAACUAUUAUUAUUUUUAU